GUUUCUUUGUCUGUCUUUUUCCUCCUCUCCGUUGCUUCUUUAAAACCCCAGAUUUCUUCACAAAACACAAAUUAUUCUCUUUAUACUGGAAUUUUCUGAGUGUUUACGCCAACUCUCGGUUACUUCAUUGCUGUAAAAACUGUUUACUUUCCUUUGUACUGUUUGGUCUCCGAGAAACCCAAGAGAACGAGAGAGGAACUUGUUUGAAAGAAAAAGAACAAGACAACCCUCUAUUCAGCUUAUUACUUUAUUGCCCCCUUUUUCUCUCUUGUUCUUUUAGUUGUUUGAUGGUGAUGGUCGUUGGAGGAGUAAUGGCAGAUUUUUAAGCUCAUUAAAAAUAAAAUUUUGGAAGGAUACUAAUUUGUUUCUGGCGUAACGUCGUUUUCUUGCUCGUCGGUACUCGGUAGAGCGUUGAACGACUCAAAAAAUAUGUCCGAGUCAAACAAAGUAAGGUUGGUUCGGUGUCCAAAGUGCGAAAACCUUCUCCCAGAGCUUGCUGAUUAUUCCGUUUACCAGUGUGGUGGCUGCGGCGCUGUUCUUCGAGCAAAAUUUAGGAACCGUGAAGCAGAUUCCUCGUCCGAGAAGUCGAAAGAAGAUAGACUUGGAGGAGUUUCUAGCAAAUCCCAGGUUCCCUUGGAGAAAGGAAUAGUCAAGUCGAGUGAUACCUCUGAUGCCGAUGUUAAAUCAAGUGCCGGCUCUUUGAGGUGUGAUCAUCAAACUGAUGCGGAGAAGGAGGAGAAUGUCGACUGCAUUGAUAUAAGUAGGAAUGAAUCUAAGGUUGCUAGCGAUAAACGGCCUGUUGAGAAUGCAAAUAAUUCCGGCAGGAAUAAGGAUGUUAUAGUUAAUUCCAUUGAAAAAGAACAGGAGGAUUCAGAUUCAAAUUUUGGAUAUACUGUUGGAUCACAAAGGUUGGGACAGAUGUCCGAUUGGCUAACCGGGAAGCAAGGAGAGAAGACGAGGUUGCAGAGAAUUCCGAAAGCUGUCGUUGAAGGUUUGCGGUUUUCUACUUCAAAUGACGAAGGCCCAUCAAACCGUCAUUUGGAUUAUUCUCAUGGUUAUAGUGAUUCCCUGCAGAAUCGAACCGACCAGGAUGGUUCUAAUAGAAUCCAGCUUGAACAAGAGCGAGCUGAGCUUCUGAGGAAGUUGGAUGAGCUAAAAGAGAGACUUAGUCGAUCUUGCGAUGUGGUUGAUAAACCAGAAGAGAAGGCUACAUUCGGGAGGGUUAUUCCUCCUGAGUCUUAUGGUGGUGCUGAUACCUUGUUCCCAUGUGGAUCUUCCGGAUCAAAGAAGCCUUCAAUGCCUUUGUAUGGACCUGAUAAACGUGCUGCAGGAGCAGGACCCUCUUAUUAUAGUCAUCUUCCGGAACCAUUUUCUUAUCCAGUCAGUCAUGAUAUGACUCGGCAUGGGUUGUAUCCUCCUAUGCACAAUCCAAAUCAUAUUCCUACAUAUGGAGAUCCUUUUGGAUCCCAAAUGCUUGGAAGAGCUCCGCCCCUGUUACCUGGAGAAUACCCACAACAGCUGCCUCAUCCAUACUUUUCUGGACAGUAUAUGGAAAGCAAUCAUGACCCAUUCAUGCCAUAUCCACAAAGUUCAAUGUUGCAUCAAGCUUCUUGUUCUUGCUUUCACUGUUAUGAGAAACAUCGGCGAGUUGCAGCACCUGUUCCACCCAGCUCAUUUGGCAAUAAAAUGUUCCCGGGUGUGCCCUGUAACCCAAUGUAUCACAUCGAGAACCCUGGGACUUUUGGUUCACAUUUCCAUAGUUCUAGGACUACGAUGCCUCAACGGAGUGUGCUUCGUACACAAGCUCAUGCUAGAUGGCCAGGUGAUAUUAACUCAGAUAUAGGUGGUUUUGUUCAGUGUCAUCCACCGAGAGUGGAGGUUGCCAGUGGUGGUCGACGUUUCCGUCCUAUUGCUGGUGGUGCUCCGUUCAUUUUGUGUUAUAAUUGCUUUGAAUUACUACAAAUGCCCAGGAAAGUGCAGCUCACCGAGAAAGCUGAAAAUAAAUUGCGUUGCGGUGCCUGUUCAAGUGUAAUAAACUUUACUGUCACAGACAAGAAGCUUGUUCUUCAUGAUCAUGCGGAAACAAAGGGAAUUUCUGUAGAGGUUGAUGAUAUCUCUGAUGAAGUUGUCAAUGAUAGUUCCUCAUAUUUCCGUGGCCGCGCAAACCGAACUGCUGCUAACUUCUCGUCUAAUUACUAUGAUAUUUCUGGUUAUGAUUUUCAGUCAACGGAAGGAGAACCUGUUGCAUCGUCAAUUGACCAGGCUUUGAAUUCAAUCAGACCUCAAGAAAUGCGGAGCUUUCAUUCAUCAUCUCCAAGCGUCUCUGAGGAUGACAACAGUCCAGAUGUUUUAAUUGCUUCAAGAGAGGAAGUGAAAUCCAUUCCGCAGCCGAUCAAAUCCACCGUGUCUCUCCCACCUGCAGGCUCACCACUUCAAGAACACUUUGAUUACUCUUCUGGCAAUCAUGCAGUGAACCGAUUUGGGAAGGGAAAUCGUAGUAAUCGCUCUGAUCAAGAGAAAUUUGUGUCUAACAAGGCUACAACGCGGCAAAAUACUUUAAAAGAGGCGUUGUUACCUACAGAGAUGGAGGUGUCAUAUGAUGAAUACUCUAAUACUGGAAUCUCUCCAGAUUCGGGUGAAGCAAACAGAGAAGAUGAUCACCCGAAAGCAGCAAAAGGAGGUGAAUCAUUUUUGGUAAAUAUAAUCAAGAAGAGUUUUAAGGAUUUCUCAAGAUCUAAUCAACCAGAGGGACGUAGGAAAAGUAAUGUUUCAGUUAACGGGCAUCCUAUACCUGAACGUGUGCUUAAAAAAACUGAAAAGAUGACCGGACCAAUUCAGCCUGGACAUUACUGGUAUGAUUUCCGAGCUGGAUUCUGGGGUGUUCUUGGCGAACCUUGCCUCGGCAUAAUUCCUCCAUUUAUUGAAGAGUUUAAUUAUCCGAUGCCAGAAAACUGUGCCGGUGGGACAACUGGUGUUUUUGUAAAUGGAAGAGAGCUCCAUCAGAAAGAUUUGGAUUUGCUUGCUAAUAGAGGGCUUCCAACUGAUAGAGAUAGGUCUUACGUCAUUGAGAUAUCGGGCAGAGUCUUGGAUGAGGACACCGGUGAAGAGCUAGAUUGCCUUGGCAAACUUGCCCCUACAGUUGAGAAAGCGAAGCGUGGUUUUGGCAUGAAAGUUUCGAAAGUAGGCCCGUAAUGAAUUCGCGACAAUUCCCGGAGUUAUCCCGUCUUGGCGAACUGGUUGGAAGGUUUGAAUUCCGAACGAUGUUGCUCUAGCUACUCUCGAUUUGUCGAUGUUGGAUGGCUUCUUUAAUCCCGUUAUAAGUAGCGAUAAGGUUUCUGAUUAAAUUGAUAUUUUCACUGGUUGUUAACAGUUCACUUUCUAAAUGAUUCUUCUCUUUACGUGUGCAAUGCAAGUAAUGUAAAUU
Molecule: messenger RNA, 3424 nt
Organism: Hibiscus syriacus
Lineage: Eukaryota; Viridiplantae; Streptophyta; Magnoliopsida; Malvales; Malvaceae
Product: protein ENHANCED DISEASE RESISTANCE 4-like
Exons: 5
Coding region: 430-3192 (920 amino acids)
Biological process (GO): regulation of defense response to fungus
Source: RefSeq, a predicted model, not a curated record